Messenger RNA from Drosophila virilis, 919 nucleotides. It is a transcript of the gene mRRF1, whose product is annotated as mitochondrial ribosome recycling factor 1. Gene Ontology annotation, molecular function: ribosomal large subunit binding. The record is from RefSeq and is a predicted model, not a curated record. Gene Ontology annotation, cellular component: mitochondrion. NCBI's taxonomy places the organism in Eukaryota, Metazoa, Arthropoda, Insecta, Diptera, Drosophilidae. Gene Ontology annotation, biological process: translation.
UUGGCAACUUGACAUUUAUAUUAUUUGUAAAUUUUAAUUAUUUGGAAAUGCUCGCCAAAACGGGAGUGCAUUUACGUGCCUUGAGCACUAGGCUAACGCCACUUCGUCCGGUGCUCAAUACAUUCAGCCAAUAUCAACAACAUCCACAAACGGGAGCAGGAGAAGCAGCCUUGUGGCUGCAACAGGCGCGCGGUUAUGCAAAAGGCAAGGAUAGAAAGAAAGAAAAAGGCGGCAAAGGUAAACCUGUUAAGGUGGAGAUAAAUGAGCAGCAGCUGCGCGAACUAAUUAACCUGGACAGCCUGAAUGCACAGAUGGAAAAGUCAGUGCUCCAAAUGAAAGACGACUUCAUAAAGAACCUGUCGCUGCGCUCCACAAGCGGCGCCAUCGACUCGCUGCGUAUCAAAGUGGAUGGAGCGGAGCAUGAGCUGCAGGAGCUAGCGCAGAUAUCGCGCAAGAAUCCAAAGACGAUUGUUGUGAAUAUGAUUGCCUUUCCCCAAACGAUACCCGAUGUGUUGCGGGCAAUAGAAAAAAGUGGCAUGAAUCUAAACCCGCAGCAGGACGGCACAACACUCUUCAUACCAAUACCCAAGGUGACCAAGGAGCAUCGCGAGCACCUCUCCAAGAAUGCCAAAGCUAUGUUUAUCAAGUACCGCGACGCCAUACGAGACAUACAGAAUACACAGAUACGCAAGCUCAAGAAGCAGACGGACAUUGGAAAGGACGAUGCGUUUGCGGCCCAGACCCAGGUCACGGCCAUUGCGGACAAAUACAUUGCCGAGGCGGACAAAUUGUUGGCUAGCAAACAGAAAGAGCUUCUCGGCGAUACAUAAAGACUGAUAUUGAUUAUAAAGUUUGCCCAUAAAUGUCACUGCCUUUUAUGAAAUAUCAAAACUAUGUAAGAUAAACUUUUGUCUGAUAA